AUCCACACAACGAACUCCAUCGCCGAGACGUUCGACGUGACGCCCGUGCAGACUCGACAGGUGCUCGCCCCGCGCGUACCGGCCGUCGCGGCGCUCGCUGCAGCAAGGCGCGCUUCUUAUCAUCGCAAGAAGCUCAAGUGGCGCACGCGCGACUCGCAGGCGUCGCAGCUCUACAAUUUGGAGCUGGACGUGAUGGAUCUCAAGCAGGAGAUCCAGCGGCUCGUCGAGUACCAGCAGAUCCUCAACGCCCGCACUUUCAAUCGGCGUGACGCACUCGACGGCUACUACGUCAAGGCAGUCAUGGAGUACCACCGCGUGUUCGAGAACGGAUACCACCCAGGCUCCGCUAUUGACGCUGUGCAGUUCGUCAUGCAAGCCAUGGACGAGGACAUCGUUAUCGGCCGCUUCGCCGGACGCGACGUGAUGUUGCACCAGUGGGAACAGUACACGAAAGCUCUCUCCGGUCUCGAGUUCCGUUACCUGCGUUCCAAAGUCCUCUCCACUGAUGAUCAGUCCAUCGUGACGUUCUACGCCAGCUACAAGCACGUUGUGACUGAGGAUACGCUCGAGGUCAUGUUCCCUCAGGCCAUGCGCCAAUAUCCGCGCAUCGCCAGUAAGAUGUUGGGCCGCGUUUUCCAUGACGAGGGCCAGUUCAACUUCACCUUUGAUACCAAGACGCACCGCAUCGUCUCGUUCGACUUUGAGCUCGACUUCCUCCAGGUCUUCGCGCAUUUGCUGCAGGACCCGCGCGAUCUUUGCGCCUUCUUUCAAGGAGCUCGCAUCUCUGAGGAGUGCUUGAUCGGCGAUUGGGCCUGCUACGAAGAGCGGGCGUGUAAAGUGGAGGAUAACGGCGUCGAUGACACGGAACUCUCGAAGAGAAGGCGGCAUGUGACAUGCCGCCUUCUCUAA
Messenger RNA from Phytophthora sojae, 909 nucleotides. RefSeq lists its product as hypothetical. The record is from RefSeq and is a predicted model, not a curated record. The annotation marks the transcript as partial. NCBI's taxonomy places the organism in Eukaryota, Oomycota, Peronosporomycetes, Peronosporales, Peronosporaceae. The transcript has a single exon.